Messenger RNA from Carassius gibelio (silver crucian carp), 1397 nucleotides. RefSeq names its product START domain-containing protein 10-like. Gene Ontology annotation, molecular function: lipid binding. The record is from RefSeq and is a predicted model, not a curated record. The coding region runs from base 336 to 1148 and encodes 270 amino acids. The transcript is spliced from 6 exons. Lineage: Eukaryota; Metazoa; Chordata; Actinopteri; Cypriniformes; Cyprinidae.
UGCGCGUGCACGAGGGUGGGCGGAGCUCAGCUGUCAGUCAUGCCCGCGCGCUCCCGUCUCUACUCAUCAAUUACACGCAGCAGGCCGUAACAGCAGCUCGUGCGAUUGCGUUAAUUUGUUUUUCCACUCGCGUGUGCAUCUAGAUCUUUAAACGAACGUAUGUUUGAGCAUCAGACGCGCUGGAUGUGAAUUAGGGAUUCAGAGAGAGAGAAAAAGAGAGAGAGAGAGAGAGAGAAACCGCCCGUGCGUUUAACGCGCGUCUCCCUCGCGUCAAUCAUCACGCGACGCGCGUCGGGAACUUCAAGCGCAAACUCUCCCGAUAGUUUCACCGGGAGAUGAUGUCCGCGGAGCAGGUCCAGAUCCCGGAUGACCGAGCCUUCAGCCGGUUCAGAGGCGAGUGUCAGUCCGAGGAGGGAUGGAGUGUCACCUACAACAGAAACAACAUCUGUGUGUGGAUCCAGAUGCUGCAGGAGGAGAAGAGCCUGCACAGGAUCAAGUGUCGGAUGCUGUGUAAGGACAUCCCAGCUGAGACCAUGUAUGACGUGCUCCAUGACAUCGAGUAUCGGCGGAAAUGGGACGUGAAUGUCAUCGAGACGUUUGACAUCGGCAAACUGACGGUCAACGCAGAUGUGGGCUAUUACUCCUGGAAGUGUCCUAAACCGCUGAAGAACCGUGAUGUCAUCACCCUGCGCUCCUGGCUGCCGAUGGGGAACGAUUACAUCAUCAUGAACUACUCCGUCAAACACGCUAAAUAUCCUCCUAAGAAGGAUCUGGUGCGAGCUGUUUCCAUCCAGACGGGAUACCUGAUCCAACACACCGGCCCCACCAGCUGCACCUUAACAUACCUGGCACAGGUGGACCCGAGAGGUUCUCUUCCCAAGUGGGUGGUUAACAAGUCUUCUCAGUUACUGGCGCCGAAAGCGAUGAAGCGCAUCAGUAAAGCGUGUCUUCGGUAUCCCGAGUGGAAGCAGAAGCACAGUCCAGGGUUCAAGCCGUGGUUAUUCCCGGAGCAGAACCUGCUGUCCAGCAUCCCUCUGUCCGAACUCUGUGUCCAACACGCCGAAUCUCUGGAGAACAUCGACGAGAGCUCACUCAGCGAGAGCAAAGACGACCGCGCCGAGCACAGCGACGACGAGGGGAACAACUGACACACACACACGUCUGCGAGCGCUUCUGAGCUCCAUUCCCUGUCAGAUCAGCACAUUAAACUGCUGAAUACAGAUGAUUUUAAAUUAUGAUUAUGAUUUCUGACCUUAUGUAUGCAUGCAGUUUGUCUCCAGACACACAGAGGGCGCUGAUGCUGAUGUCAAUCUGCUGUACGACUAGAGUUCAAUGAAUGAAUGAAUGUAGUAACAAAGAAUUAAAAACCAAUCACUGCCUGUGUUUUUGGAGCUUUA